CAGGACAUUUGUGUUUUUGUUCCUCGUUGAAAAAGAGUCGUUUCAUUUUGAACUAAUCCGAGUUUUUGCCCAAGUUUUGUUCUACUUUAUACGGGCGUCACUGAUCAACCAACUUUACGUGCUGUAAGCAAAGAAGUGCAUGAAAAGAGGGCAUACCCUGUUGCAGGCUCUUGAGUCUUCACACCUCUUGUCGUUAGGUUCACUGUGCCAUCAAUCUGAUUGCCAGCAAACCACUUGGCUUGAAUAUAAAUCUUCUUGUCGCUUGGGAUCUGUUCUUAUCUUUGGUAGUUUACUUUGUUUCUUAUUACUUUUGUCUUAAAUUUAAUCUCAUUUUUUCUGGUUUAGACUGAAGAUGGCUGACGCUUUAGAUGACACUUCAGUAGACGUGACGCCGACACGCAAUCUGCGCUCAAGGACAGCACCGGUUUCUACACAGCUAAAGAACUCCGUUCCGAAGGUGGGAAAAGGAAUCGGAAAGGGAGAGCGAGGUUGGAGCACAGAAGAAAAAGAUCAGCUGAUCUCCAUUUUGGAUAACGAUGGUUUUGAUGGGGAUUUCGCAAAUUUGGCGGCCAAAUUUCCGAGCCAAAGUCUUGACAGUCUUCGACACCUCCUGACUUACUACGAAGAAAAAAAGGAGGCAUCAAAAGGGGAAGAGACGUUGAACACCAUCAUAGAAAAAAUGCGUGGGAUGGAAGUCGACCUGUCUGAAGACUUACCACUGUAUUUUCAACUUCAAUCGUCAUUGGGAACCCACCCAAAACCAUCUCAAGUCGAAGGGAUCGAUUAUCCAGCCAUUUACAACCACGUAGCAUCUUGUAUGCGAGAAGAAAUACCUAAAAAGCUUCAUCCCGCGACAAGGGCCGAAUUGUCAUAGCCUCCUCCCUUACUUGUACAACGUAUACAGUCUGAACCAUACGACCAGAUUUUUUCUUUCUAUAUAGUUUUAUAUUUUUAUGUAUAUUUUUAUUUAUACUUUACGAUAGAAGUAAGAUAAUAAUAUAGCAUAAUAAUAGUAAGAUCAGCAUUUUUCGAAAGGAAGAAAGAGUUGAAGGAAAGACGAUCCAAAGUAUGGCUUGCUGACGUAUCGAAAGCGGAAGAAACAUUAUUGUCGAGAGACGUCCGUAAGAUUGAAGAAUUUUACAUGUCCCAAAUCCCAAGCGUUAUUGAUCCCGUUUUAUUUGUUUAAAUUUGAGCUUUGACAUUGAACCCGUUUUUAGUGGUUUAAAUUUAACCUUUGCAUUGUUUUUCAAAUUUUUAUCUGAUCGAUGCGUGUUUUGAUGUAAAGACAAGUUAAUGUUAAAUUUUUGGUCUUCUGUGUUUUAAUAAAUUUAACCAUACGACGAGACUGACCAACGGCAAGCGCUGUUGCGGCCAGAAUGGUGAAAAAGAGGAAAAAUUCUUUAGGCCUCAAAUUAGGGGUAGGGUGAAAUAAAACAAUAGAAAAGGGCGCAGGGGAGGGGUGAUCAAGCGCCACCUAGAACAUGUAAACUGUGAAGGGAGGGGACAAAACAAAUUUCUACUUGUCUUGACUUCCGGAGAGACAAAAUGAAAAAAUAAACAAAUAACGA
This is a messenger RNA of Daphnia pulex (common water flea), 1568 nucleotides long. RefSeq lists its product as uncharacterized. The record is from RefSeq and is a predicted model, not a curated record. NCBI's taxonomy places the organism in Eukaryota, Metazoa, Arthropoda, Branchiopoda, Diplostraca, Daphniidae. The transcript has 3 exons. Bases 353 to 874 code for a protein of 173 amino acids.